Trichomonas vaginalis G3 is the source of this 92-nucleotide messenger RNA. RefSeq lists its product as uncharacterized. Lineage: Eukaryota; Parabasalia; Trichomonadida; Trichomonadidae. The transcript has a single exon. The annotation marks the transcript as partial. The record is from RefSeq and is a predicted model, not a curated record.
CACCAGUAUUUCUGGAAGGUCUACACUUCAGCUCGAGACUUCGACUGGAAUUCCAAUUCAAAUACCAGACGGGACAGCCUACGAUGGCAUAA